This is a messenger RNA of Cetraspora pellucida, 1410 nucleotides long. Lineage: Eukaryota; Fungi; Glomeromycota; Glomeromycetes; Diversisporales; Gigasporaceae. The record is from the annotation of a GenBank genome assembly.
AUGGAAAAUUUUGAAAUUGCACACGAUCAACAUUCCAUUGACAAAUCGAUCAGACCUUCAAAACUUAUACCAAUUGUUUGUAAUAGUAAAAUGUUCAACGAUUUUAAAGAAUUAAUUCCAAAAAAUAUCAUUGAUUUGUGGUCUAAAGCAGACAGGCUUGACUCAGUACAAAGGGAAUUAGUAAAUUGGGAGGAUGAAACAGUCAUAGCUGCACGUAAAUUCAACACAUUACGCUUGUCGAUUAAAGGUGCUUAUGUGAUUUUUUCUGAUAUGCAGAAGAAAACUUUAAAGGAAAGAUUGUCUUGUGUACCAAAAACAUUUAAUUUGAAUUUAACGGAUGAGGCUUAUAAGGAUUACAUUGUUGCAUUUGGGUUAAAAAUGAAAACUAUGCGUGAUGAAUGGGAUCCAGAUACGAAUGAAUACAAACGGUAUAACAGUCUAAAAAAAAUGGCAGAUGAUAUAAUAACAAGUCGUAGUUAUACAAAAAUUAAUAGCAAAAAUCUAAAGAUUUUGCAGGGUGUCGCUGGUUGUUGUAAGACCGCUUAUGUUGUUGAAAACUAUAAAUACAAUUCAGCUUAUGUUACAGCAUUCAAUCAAAAUCUAGUUGAGACGAUUGCAAAAUUGCGUUCGCGUUUUGACAAGAACAGUAAGGAUCAUGAGUAUAAUACUAGAACAUUUGAGAUGAUAACAAAUAUUGAGAAAAAGGGUGGUAUUUUCUACAUUGAUGAGGCAGGCGCUAUAGACUUUCUUUACAUAAUAGUUUAUUUAGCAUAUUUUGAAUAUGAUGAAUUUAUUCUUAUGGGUGAUCAAGAACAAACUGAUUCACCGUGUCUUCUUGGUGUCAAAAGUGAGGUUACCUUUAGAAAUGCAGUUAAUGAUGCAAUGAAGGGUGUUCGGUUAUAUACGUUUCGUAAUGGUGCUUCUCUUUCUUUAAUGAAUAAUAUUGUCUUGAAAUAUUGUCAAUUUUCGCUAGCGGACCAUAAUACCGAUAUUGUUUUACGAUCACCAAAUAUUUUACGCAAAGCCAAUGGAACUGGUAUAUGUUGUACAGCAGCAUUUGCUAUCAAUUAUGCUUCUUCUAUCGGUCAGAUUGUCACUGCUAAAGCAAGUCAGGGAACGACUUUAAAGACAUGUUCAAUUUAUGCAGCUGAUAAAAUGGAAUUAAAUUCUUUCAGUAAUUUCAGAAGUAAUAUUUUAGUUGCUUUUACACGUGUUUCACACGAUUUAGAUCUUUAUGUUGAUUUAAAAGCCAGUAGCGGAUUAUCAGCAAAUCUGAUUUCAUUUGUUAUCAGUUAUAGUGCAUUAGCUAGCAUUGAUAUUCAAGAUCAUGUUGAUGUCCUUGUGGAUCAGCAUACGAAUAGACCAACCAAUGUGGAUUUUCAGAAGAGUGCACUUAACACGUCGAAGUGA